Molecule: messenger RNA, 2368 nt
Organism: Coffea arabica (coffee)
Lineage: Eukaryota; Viridiplantae; Streptophyta; Magnoliopsida; Gentianales; Rubiaceae
Product: F-box protein SKIP24-like
Molecular function (GO): protein binding
Source: RefSeq, a predicted model, not a curated record
GGGAUGACCACUGGGCAUCUCGGUCUCUUCGAAUUCUAUUUUAUCGGAAUCCGAAAUCCGAUUUGGAUUGGGUCGAUCAAUUUUCCGGUUUUUUCCGAAAUAUGCACAGGCUGCUCCACCCAGAACCGCCUGUUGUCAUCCCAUACUCGCCAGUCGCCACCCUUCCACCGCCCCUCUCCUCUCUUCUCUUCUCCUCCAAUUAAUGUUAAGAGCGUGGGUUUAGCUUAGAAGCGUGGUCAGGUAACCAACUUACUGGCUUCUUCUUCUUCAUCGGACGGACCAGAUUAAUAUCAUAUCACAAAGAAGAAUUAGACUAGAAGAAUAAUAAGGAUUGGAUUGGAGCGGAGAAGAUGGGGUGGUGGAUGUUGCCGGACGAGCUGUGGAGAAGAAUACUCGAGCUUGGAACCACCUCAGCCUCGGCCUCAGCCUCAAAUCCUCCUCCUUGUCGCCUCACCUACAGAGACCUUUGCUGCCUCUCCAUCACUUGCAGACGCCUCCACAGACUAUCCUCUGAAGAUUCUCUCUGGUCGUCUCUGCUCCUCUCCGAUUUCCCUCCUCCUCCUUCCAAUGCUUCAUUUAAUUCUACCUCCGCCUCGUCUUCUUCUUCUUCUUCUUCUUCGUUGAAAGCCCUCUACAAAAUCAGGUAUGAGAGGGACCGAGAGCAGAAGCGCCUGGCUCAUAGAAGAAUUAUUCUCAGAAUUGAAAGCGAAGUAGCUGAGUCCUCCAGAAAGAUUCGUGAAAUGGAGCUUCACUUAGCUCAGGAAAGGGAAAAAAUGAGGAUAACAGUUGCUGAAUUACUCAACUUGCGCAGAGUCAGGCAAGCAUCGGCUGCGUUGAAAGUGUGGCAACCAGAGGUAGUUCGAGGUACACAAAAGCAGAUGGUUGAGCAAUGUAAUGUACCUGUCGAGUCUCGGAUUAGUGCACUUGAGAUGGAGCUCAGGCUUUGCAAGCAACAAAUUGCAAAUUAUGAUAAGGCUCUUAAAGUUGAAAAUCGGAAGGUUGACAUAGCAAAAGAACAGUUGGAAUCAGUAAAAUAUCACCCUCUGCAUGACUUUAGCAGGAAAGGCAACAGGAAUGACAAACAUGGCAUAAGAAGAAAAAGGUCGAAACAUGCAUGAAAAUAAUGUUCCCAUUUUAAGGUCUAAACAGAGAAUUCCACAAAUCAACUUAGAAGAUAAAACUCUAAGCUAAUAAAAAUGGUGGAGAUAGGAAACUUUUGUAGUACAGGUGGUGGCUUUCCAGGUACUUAGGAAUAUCAAUACCACCCGGAAAGUUGCUGGAAUAUCAAUAUUCCAGUAAGAAGUCCACAUCUUUCUAGCUGCAGAAACUAGGAAGUACCGAGACAAAUGGAGUAUCAUGCGUCUUUGCAGGUAGUUGGAAUGAUGCUAAGGAACAAGAACUAAAAGUGCCAAUUUUGGAAAGAUGGAUUAAUUCGUGAUAAUCUGAAAAAUGUGUUUUGAGCUAAGGAAUACCACUCAGUGGCACAUUAACAUGCUUUAUUCGAGUAAAAUGUUGUCUUCAUCAAGACUUAUGCGGUUCCAACUGGUAACGGUCCAGAGGAAAAGCAAGUUUUAAGGGCUUUGUCUUAAAGUCCCCAAUAAUCCAACACUAUGGAAGCUGACCUUUUCAGAGCCACAUUCAAUUCCGCCUCUUCUUUAUAGUUGAAAGCUUCGUCACUUGUGGCGAACAUGACAUCAAGGUGAUGUCCAAUUUGUCUCCAUACUUUCUACGGCUAGAAGAAUGUAGACUUGAAUCUUGAUUUUGCAGGUAUUUUCCAGAUGGUAUUGAAAUUUACUUCGAUAAUAUAGGAGGAAAGAUGCUUGAUGCCAUGCUUCUUAACAUGACCCUCCAUAGCUGCAUUGCUGCUCGUGGCAUGAUUACACAAUAUAAUCUUGAGCAGCCAGAAGGAGUUCGCAAUCUAAUUUGCUUGAUCUCCAAGCGAAUGUGAAUGGAUGGAUUUCUAGUGUUUGAUUAUUAUCAUCUCUAUCCUCAGUUCCUGGAAAUGAUUAUCCCACAGAUACAAGAAGAGAAAAUCACUUAUGUGGAAGACAUAGCUGAAGGCCUUGAGAAUGCCCCACGUGCUUUGCUAGGGCUAUUCUCAGGGCGCAACCUGUGGAUAGUGUACAUCAUCUAGAAUUGUCCUUUUCACAGUUUGUGCUUUGGUUUUGUCUAGUAUACUUGGUAUCUCGUGCAAUGCUGGGAAGCAAAUAGUAGCUGUUGCAAACGUUUAAUAAUGUGUGUCGAGUGGAACUCACGGAAGUGCUUUCAGCUUUGGUGCUUGGCUUUGUCUUAUAGACCUGGCAUCUUGUCAAAUAUAUAAAUAGAAUCUCACUGCUUUUCAGAGCCCAAUAGCAGCAUUAAUCUAAUC